Manis pentadactyla (Chinese pangolin) is the source of this 5126-nucleotide messenger RNA. It is a transcript of the gene PANX1, whose product is annotated as pannexin 1. NCBI's taxonomy places the organism in Eukaryota, Metazoa, Chordata, Mammalia, Pholidota, Manidae. The record is from RefSeq and is a predicted model, not a curated record. Gene Ontology annotation, biological process: monoatomic cation transport; positive regulation of interleukin-1 production. The coding region runs from base 259 to 1542 and encodes 427 amino acids. Gene Ontology annotation, molecular function: channel activity. The transcript is spliced from 5 exons.
CCCGGUUCGGGGGCGCGCCCGGCCCGCCGCAGGGGAGCGAGCGCUAGGCUCGCGUGCCCGGGCGCCCAGCUCUGGAAACCGCGUCGCCGCGCAUCGUCGGUGCCGGGGGCUCCCCGACACAAAGGCUGGUGGGAUGUGGAAGCAACUGGGGAACCGACAAAGGGAAACCGAAAGCCGCGGGCCUGGCUGAUGACGGAGUGAAGGCGCCGCGCAGCUCUCCCGACGCUGGCGGUACCCGGGCCUGCUGGUGCCGCAGCCAUGGCCAUUGCCCACCUGGCCACCGAGUACGUGUUCUCGGACUUCUUGCUGAAGGAGCCUUCGGAGCCCAAGUUCAAGGGGCUGCGGCUGGAGCUGGCCGUGGACAAGAUGGUCACGUGCAUCGCCGUGGGACUGCCUCUGCUGCUCAUCUCGCUGGCCUUCGCGCAGGAAAUCUCGAUCGGUACACAAAUAAGCUGUUUCUCCCCAAGUUCUUUCUCCUGGCGCCAGGCUGCCUUUGUGGAUUCUUAUUGUUGGGCUGCCGUCCAGCAGAGGGACUCCUUGCAGGGAGAUUCUGGAAAUCUUCCACUGUGGCUGCAUAAGUUCUUCCCCUACAUCCUGCUGCUGGUUGCGAUCCUCCUGUACCUGCCCUUUCUUUUCUGGCGUUUCACAGCUGCUCCUCACCUCUGCUCAGAUCUGAAGUUUAUCAUGGAAGAACUUGACAAAGUUUACAACCGUGCAAUUAAAGCCGCAAAGAGUGUGCGUGACCUGGACGUGACCGACGGUGCCUGCCCGGGUCCGGGUGUUAGCGAGAACGUAGGGCAAAGUCUGUGGGAGAUAUCUGAAAGCCACUUCAAGUACCCCAUUGUGGAGCAGUACUUGAAGACAAAGAAAAACUCCAAUAAUUUAAUUGUCAAGUACAUCAGCUGCCGGGUGCUAACACUCACGGUUAUACUGUUAGCAUGCACGUACCUGGGCUAUUACUUUAGUCUCUCCUCCCUCUCAGAUGAAUUUGUCUGCAGCAUCAAAUCAGGGAUCCUGAGAAAUGACAGCACCGUCCCUGAUCGGUUCCAGUGCAAACUCAUUGCAGUCGGCAUCUUCCAGUUGCUCAGCUUCAUUAACCUCAUGGUUUAUGUUCUGCUGGCUCCCGUGGUUGUCUACACGCUGUUUGUCCCAUUCCGACAGAAGACGGAUGUUCUCAAAGCAUAUGAAAUCCUGCCCACGUUUGAUGUCCUGCAUUUCAAGUCUGAAGGGUACAAUGACUUGAGUCUCUACAAUCUUUUCUUGGAGGAGAAUAUAAGUGAGCUCAAGUCAUACAGGUGUCUUAAGGUACUGGAGAACAUUAAAAGCAGUGGUCAGGGCAUCGACCCAAUGCUUUUCCUGACCAACCUUGGCAUGAUCAAGACGGAUGUUGUCGAUGGCAAAAAACCCAAGCCUGCAGACACGACGGGAGAGGAGCCAGGGAACCAAAUGGCAGAGCUCAAAGAUUUGAAUGUACAUAAUGAAACUAAAAGAAAUAACGGUGAGAAGAAUGCUCGACAGAGACUUCUAGAUUCUUCUUGCUGAUGACUUUUUUCCUUGAACCUCAGACCUGUGACCUCAGUGACACGGGAUUCAUUUUGGUGAAGCACCUCUGUCGGUUCCCAGCCAGUGUGGUGUGCAGCAGGUGGUCCUUGGGAGAGAGAUGAUCAUAUCCUGCUGAGUCCCUGAUGCAAGUGAUGGUCAGCAACACGUUGUGGAAGGACGUGUUGGAAGAAGAACAGCGUGCUUCGUGAUCUUGCUAUGCGAUGGGUGAACCACGGCAUCUGUCUGCGGAAGUCCUCAUCAAGUGAAAAGUGGGAAGACUCAUCAGGCCUCUUUAGUGCCUCACAGGAACAUGGGGUCUGUGGAGAUGGUGGGAUGGAACUCAGAGCUACUAGAGAGCAAGGACUUCAGAUUUUUCUGUUUUAUGAAAUAAUCACAAACAUAUCAGGACACAAUUUAAUAUGAAUCUCUAUGUGUCCUCAAUGACUGAUGGACAAAAAAAGCCUACACUGGCUGACUGUGGACCCAGUGGACCAGCUCUUGACGGCGCCUUAAAUGGGGAACAGUGCUGGUGCCUCGGUUCACGUUCACCUAGACUCUCCGCACUGCUGCCUGUCGGCUUUGGUUCACUGAAAUCCUCCAACCACUAUUUGUCGUACUCUGCUGUGAAGGGCAGCAUGCCCAGGCUCUGCCCUGCUGAAAAUUUAGUUGAGAUAGAGUCUAACAGUUAUUUAAUUGUGAUCUCUGUUCAGGAAAGUUUGCUUCCAAAAGCGCCCAGUAGAGAAAUCUGAACAUACAACAGAUUAAUGCAGACACUUUCCAAGAGAUUUUCUGUAGGGCAUUCCCUGGUUAUCAAAAGCACUUGAAACAGGACAUUAAUUAAACAAAUUAACAGAACACAAGAUGCUUAAAGUGAGGGGCAUUUUGCCUAUUAUGAUGAGAAUGUGUAAAUGACAUCUGCCAUAUGGUGCACUUGGAAUCAGAACAAGUUAGCUGUUUAUUUAUGUUUAAGCAUGUCUUUCAAAAAUCCAUUUUAAUUUAGAACCCUAUGAUGUCAAAAUUGAGGCCAUGGGGGAAGAAUGUUCUAGCAUGGAUAGAAAAUUAUAGAAUAAAUGUUACAAAUACCCAAGCAUUAUAUCAUAAACAUUUAAGACCAACUCUGAAUCAUAUAAAAAAACUUUUCCCAAUUCUGACCAUGUAAAUAGAUCCUAACUAUGUUUACAUUUUAUGCAAAAUUCUUUAAAAUUGUAUCUGUGGACCUCCUUGUUUUUAUUCUUAAAAAAUUAACAAAUUGCAAAAGAGUAAUCCUCAGGAACGUCAAAAUUUACCUUUGCCUACUGGGGAGAGGUGUUUUACCUAAUCUAAUUACUGUUUCAUGAAGAACAAGUUAUAUAAGCUGUUUUCUGCUUUUUCAAAAUUUCAACAGACUUUUCAACAGAAGCAGAUUUUUUUGUGCCUCUGUGAUGGUUUCUGCUAUAGAAAGCUAAUGAUAAAUAUCAAGGAUGCUAUCAGUACUUUAUUCUUACUACAUGAUAUUUAUUACCAUUGAAUAACAGUGUGACUUUGAAAUGGCAGUAAUCUAAUCAGUCUUGCUACAUAUUUAUAUCGCUGCAUCUAAGAAGUUCCAUCACAAGUCUCUACACUGGUUUCUUUUCACAAUUUGAGAAGAUAUUCUAAAAUAUAUUUUUCUAUGAUAAUGCUUCUCCCCCCCCCAAAAAAGCCCUGUAUUCUCUGUAGAUUACCCCUAAUUUGUAUUUUGAAGUGGUAAAAGUCGAUACCUUCUUUUAGGACAUCAGGAACUCGCUAAGCCCUGUCAUGUGCCAUCCUUUUAAAAGAAUUAGGUAAUUGGAGUCUUUGGCUCUAUUCAUUUCCUUAUCCCUACUCUGAGCUCCAGUAGGGGCUGUGAUGUCCCAGACAUCACACUAGUCACUGGCUGUGGGGCUGGGAAUAAUGUGGCAGGUUGGUGUCUUUGCAGAGUUCAGAGUUUAGUAAAAACAAUGGCAGCUACCGGGAGGAAGAGUAGCCACAAUUAAGUCCCUUCCAGGAAACUCCCUGCAAAUGCUCUUUUGUCUUUGGACACACUCUGUCCCAUACUUUUGAGAGUCUAGUUGCAGUUUUCCCCAGAGGUUCUUUAGCCACAAAUCCCCCAGGCUGAACCUUGGACAGAGCAGUAACAUAGAUAAUGAUUUUAAAUAGCAAGAGCUCUGAUGGCCUUUUGUACCUUACCUCACACGGGGUGGGGAGGACAAGCCCACAACAGCGUGAAAUUGCUUGUGAACAAUAGUCAAUGGUGCUAAAAGGCUGACCGGGAUGCCUGGUCGCAGCACAUUUUGACUUAGGAAAAAGUGUUAGAGGAUUGUUAACUCAUGCAUUCAUAAAGGACUAGUUUGGAGAGGCCAGUUUCCUGAGGCUGAAGAGUCAUUCAUUGCUUUUUAAAAGAGACAAAGUAAUCCUAAACAACCACACCAAGGUUUGAUUUUAAAAGGCAAAUGGUCCUCCACAGGAGAGGGGAGGAAUGGCUCAUUUAGCCUCUUGGUAGAGAGAGGGGUGUUUCAGCAAAAGAACAGGCUUCCACAUAUAAGUAGUCACCGUUCUUUGCUUUUUAAUUGUGGAAUGAGUCGUGACCGCUUUUCAGGUUUAAUGCAAGUUCAGUGUUGUAGCGCAAUGAUUAGAAAAACUGGUUUUAAAGGUCCUGGUCUCGGUAAUUUCCCAAGAAAAACCUCUUGAAAAGGGACACCGAUUGAAAUGUGCAAUUACCAGUAACUGAGGUUUCAUCUGAGGGCAUUGAGAUGAAUUUGCUCCUUCUGGGCCAUCCUGGGCAUUUUGGCCCUGUUUUUCACAAGUAAAGUGAAACCUUUAAAAAAAAGGUUGACACAGAUUGCAUUGUGUCAUUUGUGGAGUGUAAUAGAUUUUAGUUCAUGAUUCUUCUGUGCUGCCUGCUUUAAAUGAAAUGUAUUAUGUUUCCAGGUUUCUUUCAGCUGUAAAAAUAGUUGCCACUUAAAGCAUGUGGCUUGACCAGUAAUUGCUCUUCGAGUUCUUGAAAGCUCCUCAGGCAAGUGCUUCCCCUGCCCACCCGAGGGGGAGAAUCCUUGUAGAAUUCUAGUUGUCACAAGCAUUCCCUGCAAAAACUGACGCCAUCAGCUCCUCUUUCACAAGUUGACUUUUUUAAAGCCCCAUAAUGAUAAUUUAUCAGUGUUCUCACAAGUGGUGCUCUAAUUGUAAUUUAAAUUCUUUUUAAUGACUAAAUUUCCUCCAGACUUUUAAAGAAAAAUGCAUGUUCUUUGUGCUGUGUCGUUCAGCAAGAAUGACUGGUUUCUAAUACCACAGAGACUGAAGGGUGAGAACAUAUCAUGGUGUUAGAAAAUGGCCUUUAAAAAAGCACAAGGAUCUUGAAAGCUCUGCAUUUUGGUGGUCAUCACUAUUACCUUUCAUACUUCUGUUAUCACUAUCACAUCACCUAUUUGCAUAAGUCACUUUUUCAAGUUCUGCAUUCUGAUCAUGCUGACCUCCAUGUAAAUAGGCAUGAAAGGCUGAAAAACCAAGGCUGUUGUGUCUACAGAUAAAAGGUGAAACACGGUUUCGGUCCUGCACUGCUGUAUCCACCUAAAUAAAACUUCUCCAUAGUG